Molecule: messenger RNA, 2575 nt
Organism: Esox lucius (northern pike)
Lineage: Eukaryota; Metazoa; Chordata; Actinopteri; Esociformes; Esocidae
Product: zinc finger protein 436-like
Exons: 3
Coding region: 125-2050 (641 amino acids)
Source: RefSeq, a predicted model, not a curated record
GGAUGUGACGUAAAACCAUGAUCGCUUCUGCCUGGCGCGAAAGUGGUACUGUGGAUUCAAAGGCAAAUCAAAUAGUUUGUCCCAAUGUUAUUUUCGUAAAUAACGGUUAUUGAAAUUGGCCGUCAUGACGGUGGUUUGUUGUGCCAUCGGAUGUAAAAAUCGCGUCGGAACGGAAGGGGUUCGCUUCCAUCGUAUACCGCAGGAUUUAGACCGUCGACAAAAGUGGCUAGUUGCUUUGCGGAGGGGGGAUUCUUGGUCUCCCACAAAGGACACAAGGCUGUGCAGUGCCCAUUUCGUGUCUGGGAAAAGUGAUAAUCCCCUGAGUCCAGACUAUGUGCCAUCUCUCUUUGCCCACCUCACACCCAAUCAGACGAACAAAUGUCUCUACAACUUGGAGAAGUUUGAAAUCAGACAGCUGAUGAAGAGGAAAAGGACGAAGGCCCAGGACCUGGCAGGGGCAAAGGGCGGUGUCACGCAGACGCCGAUGAGCAAGGCAUCAGAGACGAGCCCCUGCCCACAGCAGGCAGGGGACAAACAGCUGGAAUUGUUCAACACAUAUCUGACUGAACGGUUAAUGGCAGCGGCGGUUGAGAUCACCUCUGCAGUAGAGAGAACAGUAACCAACUACCAGGAGGAAAUCUCCCGUAUCAAAGAGGAGAACGAACGGCUGCGGCGGCUGCUGGAGUUCAAACCAUAUGAACAGUUACAUGAAACAGACCACCAACAGCUCCCUCUCCUGGCGGAUAAAGGAGCUCCUCCAGAGAAGCGUCACUGCCAGCAGGAGUGGCGCCCCAGUCUGGAGCCGGAGCCCAAACAGAUUAAAGAGGAACCAGAGGAGAUAUGUGGGACAAUUCUGGAGGGCAACCUGGUGUCUGAUAACAAAGACAUCCUAACUGUGUGUGUGUCGAGUGACUGUGAGGGUUUGGAAACACCUCAGUCCCCACAGCAUGAAACACAAACUGUAGAGAGUAGAGAUUUACUAUUCAGUAACAUACCUGGAGAUAUUCAGCCAGAGCCUAAGGUUGGGGAAGAUUACAUAGUCUACAUAAUAUCAGAACCAAGCAGUCCUGCAGCUCAGAGUGAAUGCAGUGACAUCAGUGUGGAGAUACCGGUUUCAACAGGGUCAAACCCACGGAAAUCUCAAGGAAAACAAAGGGAGAAACCACUAACUGUUGAAGAUAGUCAUCCUUAUUGCUGCAACUUGUGUGAGAGGACAUUUAUAGACCUGCUUCUUUUAGUUAACCACCAGAAAACAAUACAUGCUAAAGAAAGCUCUUCUGGUGUGUGUGAAGAAGUGUUGGACUCCAAAUAUAAGCUGCCAGUCCAUUUGGAAACUCACACUACAGUGAAAGCUAGUACCCAAUGGCAAGUCCACACUGUACCAAAACCUAGUCCUUACCAGCAAACGCUCAGCACAGAAAGGCCUGUUUCUCGACUACAAUCUGCAGCCAAACAUACUUGUCAAGUUUGUGGCAUGUCUUUCCCUUACAAUCAUAAUCUGAAACUUCACAUGCGCACUCACACAGGUGAGAAACCUUUCAAAUGCAAGGUGUGUGGGAAAUGCUACCCAUACAAAGGGUAUAUGAAUGUACACAUGAGGCUUCACACUGGAGAGAAGCCAUUUCAGUGCAUAGAAUGUGGGAAGGGCUUCCCGUCUAAGCAAUAUCUGUCCAAUCAUAUGAUGUUCCACACAGGGGAGAAAUCCUAUCGCUGUAAGGACUGUGGGAAAGGCUUUUGCCAGAAAGAAGAUCUGGAUAAGCACCUGCCAACGCACCUACAGGAGAAACCAUAUGGUUGCUUAGACUGUGGGAAAUGCUUCAAAGACGUUCAUCAUCUGUCUAGACAUAAAUUAGUUCACACAGGUGAGAGACCUUUCACAUGCACUGUGUGUGGACGAGGCUUCAGCAUCCAAAGUAACCUGAAAGUACACCAACGUAUUCAUACUGGAGAGAAACCAUAUCGGUGCAAACUGUGUGACAGACGUUUUACUAGUGAUAAAGGUCGUAAAUAUCACUUAAACGCUCGCCACAAACAUGACUUUGCCCUUUGAUUUUUAUAUCUGUCAGAAGAUUACAAAACAACUUUGUGACCUCAUUUUAUGUAGACUGUUUAUUUUUUGCUGAUGGUGCAGUAGGACACAUCUAUAAGAUGUGGUAUGCACGGAAAUCUGUUUACAUUCCAAAAACAAACGUUAAUUCUAAAGGCUCCUCAAUUCAUUAGUUGGUUAGUUGAUGUUUCUUCUAGUUUCCAAUGGCAGAUUUGAGAUGAGAAUACAUGUUUUUAGCGGGAGCCACAGGUUAUUUACUAAUCCCACUUUGAGUUGAGUUCUGGUGAUCAGGGAGUCUGAUGAAUUUGCUGUCACAGAUAGGCCAGAACUCCAAAAAGGUUAUCUAAUGCAUUUUUAAUAUUAAGUCUCUUUAAAACUCCUUUUGUUUAUUAUACCGAUCUAAGAGUUGUUUCACUGCCCAAAAGAAAGGUCAUAGUAAACAAACUGCUCAUUCCUCUACAAAACUAGCCACAUUAUUAUAACAAAAUGCACUCAAAACUUUUUCCUCAAAAAUAAAUUUCAUUCUAA